AUGGCAAUCAACAGCGAUGGCUUGCCCGGCUCACGCCUUGUGAUUGGAGACAACACCGCCGCGGGCAUCAGGCACGAGCCAGGCAAGGAGACAGCGGCUGUAACCACCACUCCUGUCAUUGUCAGCCAAGGCGCGGGAAGUCCCAAAUACCACAGCCCAGCUUCCUACCCAGUGCCGGACUUUGCGGUGCUAGAUCGCCAUCUGGACGAGCCCCGCGAGCUCAAAGUUGCUGUUAUCGGGGCUGGCUUAGCUGGCAUCACAGCCGGAGUCCUGCUCCCCGCCAAGGUCCCGGGCAUCAAACUGACAAUCUUUGAGAAAAAUGCGGAUGUGGGGGGAGUCUGGUUCGAGAACGUGUAUCCAGGAGUAAGGUGUGAUGUGCCGGCGCACGUCUACCAGUCGAGUGUUGAAGGAAAUCCACAGUGGUCGGAGAAGUUUGCACAGGGCGCCGAGAUUCGCGACUAUUGGCAGUCUGUUGCACGCAAGCACAAUGUCUACGAAUACCUGAAAUCGUCCCACGAAGUCAAGGAGCUGCAAUGGGACCAGGGGACAGGGAAGUGGGUGAUCGACAUUGAAAAUCUCAAAGCGAAGCAACGGUUUACUGAGAGAUUCGAUUUCGUCUUGACAGCAAUCGGCCGUUUCAAUGCCUGGAAGCUGCCCGAUUACCCAGGCCGUGACGAGUAUCAAGGCCACCUCAGACAUGCACAAAAUUGGGACCCCAGUGUUGAUCCCACAGGUAAACGCGUCGCCAUCAUUGGCAAUGGUGCGAGUGGGAUCCAGCUCGUGUCGAACUUGCAGAAGAGGGUUGCGCGUCUUGACCACUAUGCGAGGAACCCGACCUGGAUCGCAGCCUCGUUUUCUGGGGACGAAACAUCUAUUGAGGCCAUCCCUAUUGAUCCGAAGGUCAAGGCAACCUUUGAUGACCCUCAAGAAUACCUGGCCUUCCGCAAGUUACAGACGGAAAAGUACUGGAGGCGCAUACAUGGUUGGCUAAAAAACCACCAGGACAAUACUUCAGCACAGGACGAGUAUGCGGAUAAUCUACGCACCAAGCUAGUCAAGAAGCCCGAUCUCAUCGAAAAACUCACGCCAACCUUUUCGCCACACUGUCGCCGCUUGACCCCUGGUCCAGGUUACCUCGAGGCCCUUGCGGAGGACCACGUCGAAUACAUCAAUACGCACAUAGAAAGAUUUACGCCAACAGGAAUUCAAACCGUCGACGGCAAGCACCGAGAGGUAGAUGCGAUCUUCUGUGCCACGGGGGGACACGGCCAGGUUCCGCUCUUCAAGAUCCGAGGGCUUAAUGGUAUAGAGCUCGGGGACAUGUGGAGGCCCAAAGGCCAAGGUUCAGUUGAUGGUUACGGGUUUCCUUACACAUAUCUCGGGCUGGGAACCCCUGGAUUUCCCAAUCUUGGUUUCUUGCUCGGCCCCAACGGCUCGGGGCGAUCUGGGACUGUGCCAUUCGCUGCCGAGAUCCACGCCACCUUCUAUGCCAAACUGCUUCGAAAGAUCUCUCGCGAAGGGAUCAGAACAAUCCAGCCCAGCCGCGAGGCGGCUGAUGAUUUUGUUCGGUGGAGCGACGCGUUCUUCAACACGACUGUACUCUCGGAGAACUGCAGCUCGUGGUACAACGGCGGCCAGCCUGGGGGUCGGGUAUAUGGUCUUUGGCCAGGCAGUGCAGCCCAUUUGGCGUCUAUUCUUAGGGAACCGAGGUGGGAGGAUUGGGAGUACGAAUACCUUGAGGUGCGAGACUCUCAAAGAGAUGGUUUGGUGAACAAUAGGUUUGUUUGGUAUUUCGGCAAUGGCAGCACGAGAAAGGAGGUUGACCCGGACGUCGACAUGACCGCCUACUUGAAGUUGCCAGAGCAAGUCGACUUGAGAGAUCUCCACGAAAGCUGGUGGAGCAUUCCGUGA
Microdochium trichocladiopsis is the source of this 1911-nucleotide messenger RNA. RefSeq lists its product as uncharacterized. NCBI's taxonomy places the organism in Eukaryota, Fungi, Ascomycota, Sordariomycetes, Xylariales, Microdochiaceae. The transcript is spliced from 2 exons. The coding region runs from base 1 to 1911 and encodes 636 amino acids. Gene Ontology annotation, molecular function: flavin adenine dinucleotide binding; N,N-dimethylaniline monooxygenase activity; NADP binding. The record is from RefSeq and is a predicted model, not a curated record.